This is a messenger RNA of Panonychus citri (citrus red mite), 1043 nucleotides long. RefSeq lists its product as uncharacterized. NCBI's taxonomy places the organism in Eukaryota, Metazoa, Arthropoda, Arachnida, Trombidiformes, Tetranychidae. Gene Ontology annotation, biological process: small-subunit processome assembly; endonucleolytic cleavage in ITS1 to separate SSU-rRNA from 5.8S rRNA and LSU-rRNA from tricistronic rRNA transcript (SSU-rRNA, 5.8S rRNA, LSU-rRNA); endonucleolytic cleavage in 5'-ETS of tricistronic rRNA transcript (SSU-rRNA, 5.8S rRNA, LSU-rRNA). Gene Ontology annotation, cellular component: nucleolus. The coding region runs from base 124 to 720 and encodes 198 amino acids. The record is from RefSeq and is a predicted model, not a curated record. The transcript has 3 exons. Gene Ontology annotation, molecular function: RNA binding.
UUUUCAUGUGUUUAUUAAAAUGAAUUUGGAAGAUUUAAUUUAAUUUCUGUCUUUUUACUAGUUAAUUUUUUUAUUCUUUCGCAUUAAUUGAUUAAUUUAUCGUCAUCAUAAUUUGGAUUUCAAAUGGAGGAAGAGGAAAUCGUUAGUGAACCGGCACAGGGUAAAACUGGUCUGAUAUAUUUCAGUUAUAUUCCACCUGGAAUGGAUGUUAGAAGAAUUCGGGAAACAUUCAGUCAAUUUGGUGAAGUUGGGCGAAUCUAUCUCGAGAAAGAUUCUGCUACCAAAAAGCUUGGUAAAAAGACUAAAUUCCAUCGUUACUCUGAGGGUUGGUUGGAAUUUAAAAAGAAAAAAAUUGCCAAAAGAGUCGCUGAAAUGCUUAAUGGUCAACAGGUUGGUGGUAAACGAAAAAAUGUCUACUUUGAUUGUAUUUGGUCAAUCAAAUAUCUUCACAGAUUCAAAUGGCACCAUUUAAAGGAGACAAUUAUUCAAGAGAGAGUUUUGAAUGAGCAACGCUUACGUUUCGAGUUGGAUCAAGCUCGAAAAGAGACCAAUUUUUACCUUGAACAGUCUGAGAAACGGAAAAAGAGAAAGUCAGAUAAUUCCAAUGGAAUCAAUGAAAGUCAAAUGAUGGAAAGACAAAAAGAAACAGAUGAAACUAUUAGAAAUCAAAAGCAAACUCCGGAUGUUGAUCUUGACCUAUUGAAGCGUAUUUUCAAUUAGUUAAUCAUAUUCAGAGUAAUUAAGAAAAACCUUAUUCGAUUUAUGAUUAUUUCUACUCUUUUAUUCGUGAAUUUUGUGAGACUAUAUUCAAAACCAGUCUAACAUCCAAUUCGUUUAUCGUUUUAAUUAUUGGGUCAAGAUCAUUACCGAAAUUGCAAAACUUUUUCUCCGCUAUCGGAAGCAUAUAAGUGAUUCAAUUAUUAAGCCGUUAAACAUUUAAGGAGGAAAAGAGUUGAACAAUUAUAAUUAUUGUUCAUAUUCAGCUGAUAAUUUGUAAAUAUACGAUAAUAAAAAUACCGAUCGUUUUAUUUUUUGUAAUUAAA